Messenger RNA from Penicillium cataractarum, 1233 nucleotides. Its product is annotated as M20 family metallopeptidase. Gene Ontology annotation, molecular function: dipeptidase activity. Lineage: Eukaryota; Fungi; Ascomycota; Eurotiomycetes; Eurotiales; Aspergillaceae. The transcript has 3 exons. Bases 1 to 1233 code for a protein of 410 amino acids. The record is from RefSeq and is a predicted model, not a curated record.
AUGGCGAUCCCAAACAAGGGUGAGGUCCAAGCGGCCAUCAACACCUAUAUUGCCAGCUUGGAACAGCCUCUGCGUGCACUCAACAAAAAGAUAGUGGAAAAUCCUGAAUUGGCAUACAAGGAAUACAUUGCCCAUGACAGUAUCUGCGACUUUCUCGACUCUUUGGGCAUACCCACUACUCGGCAUGUUUACGGUCUCUCCACUGCGUUUGAGGCCACGGCCAAGGCUGGCAACGCCCAUGGUCGAUGUGUGAACUUUAAUGCGGAAUAUGACGCUCUCCCGGGCCUUGGACAUGCCUGUGGGCAUAAUCUUAUUGCGACAGCUAGUGUCACCGGAUUCAUCGCUCUGGCAUAUGCAAUCGGCAAAUUUGGUCUUCCUGGCCAAGCCCAGCUCCUAGGCACACCAGCUGAAGAAGAUGGCGGUGGUAAAGUCGAUUUGAUUCGGGCUGGGGCAUACGAAAAUGUGGAUGCUUCUUUGAUGGUGCACCCCUUAUCGGAGGAGGAAUUUACCAAGGACAAAGUUAUCGGCAUCGCAGGCCGAUCUUCCAUUUCCUGCUACGAUGUUGUGGCCACUUAUCGGGGCGUCAGCGCCCACGCGGCUGCUAAUCCUUGGGAAGGUAGAAAUGCCCUCGACGCGCUGGUCAUGGCGUAUAAUGGUAUCUCGAUGCUACGCCAGCAGAUUGAGACAGAUGAGCGAAUUCAUGGAUCCAUCAUACAGGCGCCCACAGCAACCAACGCGAUUCCGGAGCUUACGUGCACCAAAUAUACGAUCCGCAGUCGAACGAUCGAUAGGGCACGAGUACUCGGAGGCCGCGUGAGAAAAUGCCUGGAAGCAGGUGCUAUGGCUACUGAGUGUUCUGUGGAAAUUGAAGAAACUCAGAUUUAUGCCGAUUUGGUCGUGAACCCGCCCUUGUGUGAAAGCUUUCAGGAGUACAUGAGCGAUCUAGGAGAAACAAUUCUGUCCCACGAUGAGCUUCUCAUGGCCGGCUCCACAGACCAGGGCAACGUGUCUCAGAUAGUCCCUGCCCUGCACGGCCUCAUUGGGAUCCCGGUUCUCGAUGGAGCUAAGAAUCAUACGCGGCAGUUCACGGCGGCAGCUGCAACGGACGAAGCCCAUCGAAGGAUGAUCGUUGCUGGGAAGGCAAUGGCAAUGACCGGAUGGCGUUUACUAGUCGAUGACGACUUUUACGGCAUGACAAGCCGUGAAUUUGCCGAAACGAAGAAUAGAAGAUAG